CGAAGAUCAUUUUUUUUUGGGGAUUAAUAUGUUUAAUGUUUAAUGAAAAAACAUAUAUAUAUACAUUUUUUUUUAUCAUUUUUUUUAUUAUUUUUAUUAUUAGUAUGGAACCCUAUCAAAGUAUCCUAGAAGAUUUACUACAAACAACUCCAGUUGAAGUGACACCUUUUCCACUUCCCUAUAAACCUAAUAUGAAGCCUGAAAGAAAAUUUGAAAUUCUUUGUAAUGCUUUGAACCGGAUUAAGCAUUUUAACAAUCGGCUUUUACUCCUUGUUCACUUAUAUUAUUUGGGUCGAUUUUUGGAAAAAGAAACUGAGUCCAGUGUGCAGCGCAGUUACUUUGUGCGACAGUUAACUGCACAUUACAGGACCUCUGCUACUAGGAUUUUUUAUAUUUUCGAAAUUCCAGGAGCCAAACAAAUUAUGAGAACUAAAAAGACCAACGUAUCAUUGCUGAGAGAACUUAACACUCAAGAAUAUCAAGGUUUAGUUCUACAAGCUUCGGAAAUUUUCAACGGAGUUGAAAAUUAGGGAGGGGAUGAUGUCAUGUGAUCGUCAUGUGCCACUCCGAAAUUGAUCGAUGUUGCAAAUGUUUAACUUGAUUGACAUGUCGGACAUAAUUAAUAUGCCGAACAUGAUUAACAUGUCGAACCUAAUCAACAUGUUGGUUAUGAUCAACGUAUUGAACAUGUUAGUCAUAUUAUACAUAGUAA
Molecule: messenger RNA, 712 nt
Organism: Rhizophagus irregularis DAOM 181602=DAOM 197198
Lineage: Eukaryota; Fungi; Glomeromycota; Glomeromycetes; Glomerales; Glomeraceae
Source: RefSeq, a predicted model, not a curated record